AUGUCGGAAUAUAAUGAAAAUUUAUCAAGACAAACAAGGUCCCGGAACUUAGAACCAGUGGCUAAGAUUGGUUACAUGGAUGGUGCAUCAGAUGGUCAAACUGCUGAGUUUCAAAAUAGUUUCAAUAUCGGUUAUGAACAAGGAUUUACAUUUGGUUUACAAUUAGGGUCAAAGGAAGCUUCUUCUAGUUUCAACCCAGACAAGAAACCACUAGAUUUAGCAGAUCAGCGCAGAAUUAAUUGCCAGAUUUGUAUGAACACAGCAAGUGCUCAAGACAAUGUAGUAAAUUUAUUUAAUAUUCAACAAGAGAAAAAUACCCAAUAUUUAUUACGAAAUAAUGAAUAA
This is a messenger RNA of Spodoptera littoralis (African cotton leafworm), 345 nucleotides long. The record is from the annotation of a GenBank genome assembly. Lineage: Eukaryota; Metazoa; Arthropoda; Insecta; Lepidoptera; Noctuidae.